AUAUAGUGAAUAACAAUCUCUUCUCACUUUAAAAACCUUAAUAAGAAUGUCAAAUCUCCGAUAAAAAAAAAAGUUAAUAAUAAUGGUGGGAGAUAUUGAAGACGAGAUCAGAGACGAGAAGCAUCCUCAUCCUCUCUUCAAGACUUAUUUUGAUGUUGGGGUUGGUGAUAAAGUAUCCUCCCUCAGGGAUCUUGAAGAAGGCAAGCCGCCUGUGGGAUGUUCAAGAGAAAUCCCAAUGGAUCUCCUCAUGGAUAUUCUUUCGAGAGUUCCAGCAAAGUCUAUAGCUAGGUUUCGUUGCGUAUCGAAACUCUUGGAAUCCAUUCUUCGCAGUCCUUAUUUCACGGACUUGUUCUUGACGACGACGACUCUUUCAGUUUCACCCCUGCUCCUUUUCACCGUGGAAGAUAAUGGCAAGUUAUUCUUCUUCUCUUCACCUCACCCUCAAAAUCUAGAUGAGAAUAAUACCUUUCUUGUGCCCACCCAUUACCAAGUUCAACAUAAGAACUGUCCCGCAGAUUUUUUGUUUGUGAUCGAUUCACCUCUUUGUGGAUUUAUCUGCAAUCGAGAUAAGGGGAGUGAAGAGACUUUAGUUCUUUCUAACCCAGUCACAGGGCAGUCUGUAACUCUACCCAAAGUGGAAUUGAAGAGUGUUGAUCAUACUAAGACGACAAGAGCUUACUUAGGGUAUGAUCCGAUUCACAAACAGUUAAAAGUGUUGUGCAUCAAGUCGGGCGUUAUCCCUAAUACGUGUGAUGAGCAUCAAGUUUUGACAUUGGACUCUAGAAAACAUUUAUGGAGGAAAGUCCAAUAACCCCAUUUUCCUAAUUCAAAUGGAAUAUGCAUAGAUGGUAUUUUGUAUUAUACAGCUGGGUUGUUUAUAGGAAACAAAAUUACCACGAUAGCGUGCUUUGAUGUUGUGUCCGAGAAGUUUAGCUUUAUCAACAUAGAUGAAUGCAUGUGGAUCACUAUUUAUUCUACUUUGAUCAACUACAAGGGUAAAUUAGGUGCGCUUCACUUUAGUUUUUUCUCUCGAAGACUAAUUGAGUUGUGGGUUCUUGAAGAUGCUGAGAAAUAUAUUUGGACCAAAUAUAUUUACGCAUUGCCUCCUUUGUGGAACGACAUAGUUGAGCGUACAAAAUUAGUCAUUUUCAUUGUUGGAAUGACUGGUGGAGGUGAAGUUGUCUUGUCACCUUGCUACUGUCCACUAGACGCAUUUUACAUAUAUUACUUCAACCUUGAGAGUAAGACUCUCACAACAGUUCAAAUACAAGGUCUUGAAAUGUUUAAGGAUAAGAGACUUUACACCUCUCUAGACUAUGCUGAGAAUUUGAAACUUAUCUAAGUUUUCAACUUUAUGUUUUAAAACUUUGUCUAGUUUUUUUUUUUUCCAGUUGAUUAGUAGUGUCUACAUUUCAUUC
Messenger RNA from Camelina sativa (false flax), 1418 nucleotides. RefSeq names its product F-box protein At1g53790. Gene Ontology annotation, molecular function: protein binding. Lineage: Eukaryota; Viridiplantae; Streptophyta; Magnoliopsida; Brassicales; Brassicaceae. The record is from RefSeq and is a predicted model, not a curated record.